GCCAGCCCUCACCCUUGCUCCAGGUCCGCGCUAGCCCUCAUCCUUGCCUCAGCGUCAGGAUGGAUCGGAUGCUGGCGGUCCUUCUGCUGCUGCUGCCCGCGCUCUCCUCGGCUCAAGGGAGCUACGGCCGCGACCUGCUGCAGCCCAAGUUGGUCUGGAAAGAGCAGCUGCUGCCGCUUUCCUCGGGGACACUCGAUCCCUCUAGCUCUCAAGUCACGCGGGUCGCCCAGACGGCCGUCCACUAUCUCAACUACAAUCUGGGCUCGCCCAGCUUUCUCCGGACCCUUGUGCACGUCCGGAAGGCCUCGGUCAAGACUAUCCCAGGAGUUGGGCAUAAGUACUCCCUGCAAUUUUCUACAAAACACGUUCAAACUGGGCAAAACCUAGGAAGAUGCCUUGCAACUGUAUUCUACCUGAAGGAAAAGCCUAAGCCGAUGAUUGAAGCCAGUUGCACAGACAACAAAGAUGCAGCCCAACGCAGGAAGGACGACUACAACUUAUAUAUAAAAAUUAAAGACCCAUUAUCUGCAGCAGAGCUUGAAAAUGUGGCCAGCAUUGGCAGCAGUUACAUUGCAUGGGAGCACUCAAGCGAAGACGUGGGUUAUGUCAUGUCAGAGAUCAAAGAUAUGAAGAAGUGGGAAAGUGGCAAUGCACUUGAAUUUGACUACACCGUUUUGAUUGAUAGUGAUAGUGAUCCCUCAAAGACUCUUUCCUGUCAUACACGUAUUACCUGGAACCUGGAACUGCCAAUAAAAGUGAAGUAUGACUGCACUUCAGAAGAUACAUCUGGAGAAUCCGCUGAUGGCUCUGGGGAAGGAGAUGAAUAUUUCUACUGAAUUUUUCAUUGAAAGUAAUUUUUAAGUAGGGAAGGAAAAUCCUUGUUUAUGAAGUUGUAAGGAGUUUUACAAAGGUGUAGCACACCUUUUGUUAAUAUUCCAAAUUCAGUAUUGAGAAUCUUCUAUCUAAAUCAAUGCAAUCUGUUUGGAAGCUUUGCACUAGUCACUUCUGAUCUAUCAUAAAUAUUUCUUUUCUGUUAAUUUCAUAAAAGAAAAAGUAUUCAUUUUUACAGAUAUUUUUAUUAUAUGGAAAAACUACUGAUGUGUCACUAAGUUUCUGGCAUUAGGAGUAACUCAUUAUAAGGCAUUUUUUUAAAAAUAUAUAUGAACAAAGAUCUUUUAAAAUCUUAAAAACUGCUAUUUUAAAGAAUAUUUGAUAAAAUAUUUUUAAAUUCUGGAAAAUAUUUGAUGUUGAGAUUUAACUUAUCUUCAAUAAAAGGACAAUGGUA
This is a messenger RNA of Candoia aspera, 1285 nucleotides long. It is a transcript of the gene RARRES1, whose product is annotated as retinoic acid receptor responder 1. Lineage: Eukaryota; Metazoa; Chordata; Lepidosauria; Squamata; Candoiidae. Gene Ontology annotation, molecular function: metalloendopeptidase inhibitor activity. The coding region runs from base 60 to 836 and encodes 258 amino acids. The record is from RefSeq and is a predicted model, not a curated record. The transcript is spliced from 6 exons.